Fonsecaea pedrosoi CBS 271.37 is the source of this 2184-nucleotide messenger RNA. RefSeq lists its product as uncharacterized. The transcript has 3 exons. Gene Ontology annotation, cellular component: membrane. The record is from RefSeq and is a predicted model, not a curated record. Lineage: Eukaryota; Fungi; Ascomycota; Eurotiomycetes; Chaetothyriales; Herpotrichiellaceae. The coding region runs from base 1 to 2184 and encodes 727 amino acids.
AUGGAAGCGCACCCAGACGGAAACACGGACGGAGGCCAGUCCCUGCGCACCGCAGAGUCGCGGGAUGGCCACGGGACUGGUCCCGAAAUCACCAACUCCAGCUCCCACUUCGACGUCCUUUGUGGCCCUCUGCUGAAUUACCAACGUAUGAGCGAUGAAGGGCCCUCGAAUGUGUUCUGGCACGGCUCCGUCCUCCUCGUCACUACACCCAACAACAACACUCCGGAGCUGGAACUGAAGAGCCUGGGAGCGUUGGAAUCUGGCACGAAGUUGAAGUCUUUGCCGUCGCAAACGGUACAGGGUUUGAAGCUUUACUCGGAUCCGGAUAAGACAUUCUGGCGGUUCAGCCUCAGGGUACCUCUAGUUGAGGCCGAAGCAAAAUGGCAGUACUCGAUCCCAAACAUGCAAUUCCUCACCGAUGUCUCCAAGGAACCGUCCAGGCAGUUUGUAGUGCCUUCUGCCACACAAUCGAUGCGCAUCAUGUUCCACUCCUGCAAUGGAUUCUCGGUCGGAACGGAUGAAGAUUUCUGGUCAGGACCUGUCUUGUGGAAUGACGUCCUGCGCACUCAUGCGCAGCGCCCUUUCCAUGUCAUGAUUGGCGGAGGUGAUCAGAUUUACAACGAUUCGAUCCGGGUCAAGGGCCCAUUGAAGGAGUGGACGUCCAUUUCCAAUCCUAAGAAGAGGCGAGAAUACCCUUUCAGUGGGGACCUCAGGGAGCAAUGCGACAAAUACUACUUUGAGAACUACAUCCGAUGGUAUUCCACAGAACCCUUCGCCUCGGCCAAUUCUCAAAUCGCCCAGAUCAAUAUUUGGGACGACCACGACAUCAUUGACGGGUUCGGUUCCUACACCGACCAUUUCAUGAGAUGUGCUGUCUUCCGUGGCCUCGGUGGUGUCAGUUUCAAGUACUAUUGCUUGUUCCAGCAUCACACUGCCCCACCCGUCUCAACGUUCACCACGGAUGCGCCCAAGACCAUGGGUGCUAACGCCAAUGGUACGGCAGGAGUUGAUCCGCGUCAACUGAACAAUACGUAUGUGUACAAAAGGACAGCAGACGACCCAAGUUGGAUUGUUGGCAAACGCCCUGGCCCGUACGUCGAGGAACGAUCGAGAAACCUGUACAUGCGCCUGGGUCGCCGCAUCGCUUUCUGUGGCAUUGACGCGAGGACGGAACGAACAAGGAAACAAGUCAAUUAUCCAGACACGUACGACCUGAUCUUUGAGAGACUGGAGAAGGAGUUUAGGGAAGCACAUGGAGAAAUCAAGCACCUGAUUCUCCUCCUUGGUGUGCCCAUCGCAUAUCCCCGGCUCGCGUGGCUAGAAAACAUCCUGACAUCGCCCUUGAUUGCCCCGGUUCGCUUGCUGAAUAAGAGGUUUGGCUUCGCCGGAGGCUUUUUCAACUCGUUCGAUGGCUCUGUUGAUCUCCUGGAUGACCUGGACGACCACUACACGGCGCGCCACCACAAGACCGAACGGCGCGAGUUGGUUCUUCGACUACAGAAACUCUCUACAGACUUCUCCGUUCGAGUCACUAUCCUCGGAGGAGAUGUACACCUUGCAGCAUUAGGUCGCUUCUAUUCGAACCCUGCGGAUAACAUGGAUCCAGUCGAAGAUCCGCGAUACAUGGCGAACAUUAUCUCCAGUGCUAUCACUAACAAACCACCUCCUCGAGCUGUGGCGAACUUGCUAGCGCGGAGAAAUAAAAUCCACCAUUUGAGGGAUGGAAAUACCGAUGAGACACUCCUCAAGAUGUUCAACAAACAACCAGGGGGCGUGAUGAAAGGUGCCGACUGGAAUCAAUGCACGAUGCCAAGCAGAAAUUACGCAUGUAUCACUGAAGUUGCCGAUGAUGAAGACUCGCAGCCUGCAAAUGGUACCGCUAAUGGCUCUGCGUAUCCACCGUCGAUCUCACCUGCGGUGAGUACAACGGGCAAGAAGGGCAAAUCUCGUCCCCACACGAACAAGGGUGCGCCCGACGGACACGGAUACCUACAUGCCGGUGAGGAAGGGGCGGGAACAACACAUCUAGCUGCAGAUGGUAUCAGCUCAGAGGCGGUCGGCCCGCAACUGAGGGGGGGCCUGAAUGUGGCAAUCAAGGUCGAGAUCGACAACCAAGACCGAGAGGGGAGAACUGAGGGAUAUGGGAUGAGCAGUAAGUCGAUACCCUUUUAUCAUGCGCGCUGA